This is a messenger RNA of Limulus polyphemus (Atlantic horseshoe crab), 1835 nucleotides long. Its product is annotated as transmembrane protein 170B-like. Bases 916 to 1314 code for a protein of 132 amino acids. The record is from RefSeq and is a predicted model, not a curated record. The transcript is spliced from 4 exons. NCBI's taxonomy places the organism in Eukaryota, Metazoa, Arthropoda, Merostomata, Xiphosura, Limulidae.
UUCAAUUUUAUUUAUGUUAUUUUCUAAAUUCUAGUUUUAUUAAUUAAGAGGGACAUUGUUUUUCAUCGUUUUUAUUGUAAAAGUACUAGUACUAACUAGUAAAACAAAAUACAUGCCUGAUAUUGUGAUAAGGACUAUCGCAAUAUAUGACUAUGAGACUGAGAACAACAAUACCGAGUGAAACGGAAAGUUAAAAGUAACUACUAGUAGUAUCUAAGUGUGGGUAAUGUUUGUGACUUAUAUUUAUAUAAGUUGUAUAGGUGAGGUGGUUUGUAAACUUGGUUCAGUUAUUUUCGCGAGUAGUUGUACCCUCAAAAUUCAGGUUUUACCUUUUUAAAGUUAUAAGUUUUUAAUGUGUUGUAAUAUCUGCUAAUUAUUAAUAACAAGUUUCCAUAAAAGCAGACCUGCAGAUGAGAACCUAAAAUUUGGGCCAAUGUCAGCAACGUAACAUAAUUAUCAGAACGUGAUGGUGUCUGAUAAUGUGCUUUGGACUAUAGUAUAAGAUACCUAUCACUAUAGCAGUGCAGAGGUCUUUGACCUGUAGAUGGUGAACUAAUCAUGGCUCUUUAUGUGACCAAAUAUGGGUCUUGAGUCUCAUUCACACACAUAGGAAAAAAAGUAUUAAGCACCUAAUAGUAAUACUAUCCCUGCCUGGUUGACUUGUAUUAUCCACCUUGCUGUUCUUUUAGUUUUAAUACCCACCCACCUACCCUCUGCUCUUAUUGGUGUUUCUAUUUCUGGAUGAAGUCUCAUUAAAGCAUUGCACUUUUUAAUUUUACAGGCAUGGGGUUUAUGAUGGAAAGUAAGAAACACCAUUCAAAGAAGCCAGUUGCUACUUCUCACUAAGAAUUACAAGUAUGUUAAGGGAAACAAUUCAACAAUACAGCUAAGUUACAAAAAAUACUGCCUCCAGUGAUGGGUUCUUCAACUGAUGAUUUUGAAACUGCAGAACUUGAUUCCAUCAUCAAUGUAAUUGUCUUGAAUCCUGCUAACCAAUUGGACACAUUUUCAGAAAUGUGGUACCAUGUAUUUCUUUGGGUUCUGUUUUCAUCUCUCUUUGUACACUUUUGUGCUGCCGCACUUGCCUUUGGAAUGUUAAAAGAACAUAAACAUGGUCGUUUCCUGCCUCUUUUGAUAGUCAUUUUUGGAGUGGUUUCACCUUUAACAGGAGGUGUAGUUACAAGUGCAGUCAUUGCUGGAGUGUAUCGUGCAUCCAGAUUUCAAAUGAAAGCUUUAUAUGCCUUGAUCUGGGGCAUUGGCCAAACAAUACUUGCAGCUGUGAUGUCAUAUACUAGAAUUUUGGCAACUCUAUAAUUAUAUGAAUUCCAGCAGUUUUUUUUUUGUUGUUGUUGUACAGGUUAUUUCUUCAUACAAUGUCAUGAUCAUUACUGAUUAGCACAAGUCAUCAUAACUUUAAUAGAGUUCUACAAAUAUGUAAGUGGAAAAAGAAAAAACAUUUGAUAUUCUUAUUUAGGUUACACAUUUUCUUGUGUAAUUAGGUUAUUGAAAAAAUUGACUAUUAACAAAGGAUUGCUGAUCAUAUAUGUGUUCAUGGUGGAAACUACUAUAUGACAUGUUGCUUAAAGGUAGACUAGGAUUCUCGACCUGAAAGGACAGAGAUGUGCGACUCCAAGUAAUUUUUAAUUUUGUGUUGUUUUUGUUGUUGGGAAGCAAUUCAGUACUUUCCUUUUUUGAAACAUUAUUGUGGAUUAACUACAUCAUAUAUUUUAAUAGUCAUUUAUUUACCUGAAUGUGGUGUCAAGUCCUAAAUCAAAUGGUUAAUAAUUUGCUAUGUAAAGUAUGCAUGCCUAUGUAAUAAAGCUUUUAAAAAGGAA